AUGGAAAGAAGAAAAUGAAAGAGGAAAAAGGUGGAGAAAUUGGAAGAGGAGAAAAAGAAAAUGCAAGAGGAAAGAAAAGAUGAGAAAAAAGGAGAAAAUGAAAGAGGAGGAGAAAGAAAUUAGAAAAGGAAAGGAGAAAAGAGAAGAAGGGAGAAAAGGAAGAGGAAAAAGAAAAAAGGGAAGAGGAGUAGAAGAAAGGUGGAGAAAAGGGAAGAUGAGUUAAGAAAGAAGAAAAUGGAAGAGGGGAGAAAAGUAAGGAGGAGAAAAUGGAAAAGGGAUAAAAAGGAGGAGAACAUGGAAAAGGAAAAAAGGAGAAGAAAAAAGAUGAGAAAAAGAAAGAAGAAAAGGAAUGAGGGGAGAAGGAAACCAGGGAAAAGGGAAGAGGAAAAAAGAAAGAAGAGGAAAGGGAAGAGGAGGAGAAGAAAUGAGGAGAAAAUAGAAGAUGAGAAAAGUAAGGAGGAAAAAAGAAAGAGGAAACAAUGGGGAGAAAAGGGAAGAGGAAAAAGAAAGGAGGAGGAAAGGGAAGAUGAGAAAAGUAAGGAGGAGAAAAUGGAAGGGAAAAAGGAGGAGAAAAAAGAUAUGGAAAAGAAAGAAGAAAGGGAAAAGGAGAAAAGGAAACAAAGAGAAAAUAGAAGGGGAGAAAAAGAAAUGGUGAGAAAAGGAAAGAAGGGAAAAGGGAAUAGGAGGAGAAGAAAGGAUGAGAAAAGUAAGGAUGAGAAAAAGAAAGGAGUAAAGGGAGGAGGGGGUUGAGAUGCGUUUUAAAAUCGUCAGCGUCCUGUCAUUACUUUCCCACCGCGCUCCGCACAUUUAUUUGGGGCUUUGAUUCGGCGUCGCAUAGGCUGCAUACCCCCUUUUUGCGCCACUGACAGUAUAAACAGCAUGUGUGAUGCAGUUCUGCUCAUGCCCAAAAAAUAAUCACUGCCCUCAGUUUUGUGUUUUACUUUGCUUCACUUACAUCUCAUAAAUUAGAAUAUCAUUAAAAAGUUUCUUUA
Astyanax mexicanus (Mexican tetra) is the source of this 992-nucleotide messenger RNA. RefSeq lists its product as uncharacterized. The record is from RefSeq and is a predicted model, not a curated record. NCBI's taxonomy places the organism in Eukaryota, Metazoa, Chordata, Actinopteri, Characiformes, Acestrorhamphidae.